Molecule: messenger RNA, 363 nt
Organism: Marmota monax (woodchuck)
Lineage: Eukaryota; Metazoa; Chordata; Mammalia; Rodentia; Sciuridae
Gene: Ct83
Product: cancer/testis antigen 83
Source: RefSeq, a predicted model, not a curated record
AUGAGGUCUCACACCAUUCCAGUAUAUAAAGCUCAAUGGAAUUGUGUAUCCCAGUCGCACCAGAGAAACACUGGUGAAACAUCAUCAAAUUCGACUUCUCUUGCACUAGUAAGAACUUCUCCUUCUUGGUCACCUAGGAGCAAUACUGAUAGUCUUUCAGUCAACAACCUCUCGGAUAUCUUAAAUAAUUUCCCACACUCAAUAGCAAUACAGAAGCGAAUAUUGGUAAACCUCAGGAUCGUGGAAUACAAGCUGGCUGAAUUGGAAAAUUUCCUAAUUAUCAAGGGCAUAACUGGUGCAUUACUUAAGCAGGAAUCCACUGAAAAGGUUACAAGAUGUAAUGACAGUGGAAGCAAUCAUUAA